AUGCAAGUAUUCGAACUUUCUCCGAUAAGAAUUCCCUUCUUGUCCACUCAUCUCUAUCUAACAAGUGAUGAGGAUUUGGAUAAGGCUUGUUUGUUGUAUGGAGAUGCAGAAACUCAAACUUUGAGUAUUGCUACUUCUACCACACCACUUGUUUUUAUUAGUGAUCCGAAAAUGUUGAAGGAAUAUUUCAUUACUAAGGGUCAUUUGUUUGAGAAACCAGGAUAUGAGGUGGUGAAUUUCUUUGGAGAGGAUAAUAUUUUGACAGCUACUAAUACUGAAAAAUGGAAGAAACAUUACAAGAUUUGUUCGGCAGCUUUCACACCAAAGAAUUUAAUGUAUGUGUGUAAGGUUGCUGACAAGUCUUGUGAUUUAUUGUUUGAAAUUUGGAAUGAGAGAUUGAAAGAGAAUGGAUCUAUGAUUUUGGAUGUAAAUGAAUAUUCGAAUCUUACAUUGGUACCUGGCACACCAGUCAAUGUCAAGAAAAUCAUAGAAACCAUACCAAAAGACCUCGAUGUAGUCUUUCUCCAAGAAGUUUGGCUCCAAUCUCAUUCCCACCUAAUUUCUGAAGAGCUGAAAUCCUCAUAUCCAUACUCCUUCCAUGGACACAAGGAAGUUGUGAAUGAAGCAUCUUGUACGGAUGAUUCAUUCCAUAGAUUCGCUCUUCCUUUCCUUCAUUGUGUCCGUGAAAAAAAUUUGACACUUUCGUGGACAACUUUGGGACCUUGUGCUGAAUUUUUGAGUCGAGCUGCCUAUGGAAACUUUAAAUGUAUAUCCUGUGUCCUGACAUCUGUCGUUGAGAAUAAGAAUAUAGCCAAUUGUUACACUCCUGGACACACAGGUCAGGAAUUUCUCUAUGACGGCUCCAAUGGAUUGAUGGUUCUGAGUAAGACACCAAUCUCACGUGCCAAUUACACUUCCUAUCCUUCAUUUUUAUUGAGUAGAGGAUUAUUAGAGAUGUGUAUCAAUGGAUUAUUUAUUAUGGAGUCACACUUUCCUUUUAAUUUUGGGAUUGACUUGCCAGUAAUGUAUCAACCAGAGUUUUCUAGGAUGGUUAUCAUGAAGAGACCUAAUAUCUUGGUUGGUGAUUUGAAUAGUGGACCAUUGACGCAACCAGAAGGUUAUGAAACACUUGCUGGAUAUGGAUAUCAGUCAAUUGAUCCAAAUAAGGCAACUUUCUGUGUGAAUGGAUUAAAUUGGGAAAUUGGCGAUUGUUCUGAUGAUCCAGAAAGAAAUACUGGAAUGGAUCAUAUCAUGGUUGAUAAAUUUAGUAGAAUUUUGGAAUGGAAUUCCAAUAAUUCCUUCAAACUCCAAUUAUUUGGAGAUUCAACUCCAACUCCGAGUGAUCAUUUGGGUAUCACAACUGAGCUGAAUUAUAAUAUGGCUAGAAAACAUCCAUAUUGUGUCUAA
Molecule: messenger RNA, 1407 nt
Organism: Naegleria gruberi
Lineage: Eukaryota; Heterolobosea; Eutetramitea; Acrasida; Naegleriidae
Exons: 2
Coding region: 1-1407 (468 amino acids)
Molecular function (GO): monooxygenase activity; iron ion binding; heme binding
Source: RefSeq, a predicted model, not a curated record